UUGUAUUCUUCGUUGUUUGUACUUCGUUAACCUAAAACUAAAUCGAAAAUGUCAGGACGUGGCAAAGGUGGCAAAACCAAGGGAAAGUCAAAGACCCGCUCCAACCGGGCCGGACUCCAGUUCCCAGUCGGUCGUAUCCAUCGUCUUUUGCGCAAAGGAAACUACGCCGAGCGUGUUGGUGCUGGUGCUCCAGUGUACCUAGCCGCAGUAAUGGAAUACUUGGCUGCCGAAGUCUUGGAGUUGGCCGGAAACGCAGCUCGUGACAACAAGAAGUCGAGAAUCAUUCCCCGUCAUCUCCAACUCGCUAUCAGGAACGACGAGGAAUUGAACAAGCUCCUCUCUGGAGUCACCAUCGCCCAGGGUGGUGUUCUCCCCAAUAUCCAAGCUGUUCUUUUACCCAAGAAAACCGAAAAGAAAGCUUAAAUUUUCCACUCACCCUCACAAAACAAUCGGCCCUUUUCAGGGCCAACAAAUAUUUGUACGUUUGAAUUCGAUGUUGUUUACAAAAACAUAUUUUUUUAAUUAGUAGCAAGUUAUAUUUAGCUGUGUAAUCUAUUUCACCUGCCUCUUUGAUUUACAGAU
Messenger RNA from Leptopilina heterotoma, 582 nucleotides. Its product is annotated as histone H2A-like. The record is from RefSeq and is a predicted model, not a curated record. Gene Ontology annotation, cellular component: nucleosome. The transcript has a single exon. Bases 49 to 423 code for a protein of 124 amino acids. Gene Ontology annotation, molecular function: structural constituent of chromatin; protein heterodimerization activity; DNA binding. NCBI's taxonomy places the organism in Eukaryota, Metazoa, Arthropoda, Insecta, Hymenoptera, Figitidae.